Messenger RNA from Knipowitschia caucasica, 249 nucleotides. NCBI's taxonomy places the organism in Eukaryota, Metazoa, Chordata, Actinopteri, Gobiiformes, Gobiidae. The record is from the annotation of a GenBank genome assembly.
AUGUUGGAUGAUGAUGUGGUGCCGUCGUGGAUCCAUGGAGUUACUCUGGAUGAACACAUGCAGCUGGAUGAACACAUGCAGCUGGAUGAACACAUGCAGCUGGAGGAACACAUGCAGCUAGAUGAACACAUGCAGCUGGAGGAACACAUGCAGCUGGAGGAACACAUGCAGCUGGAGGAACACAUGCAGCUGGAGGAACACAUGAACACAUGCAGCUGGAUGAACACAUGCAGCUGGAGGAACACAUGA